GAAACGAUCGCUGUCACGAGCCACGAUAGCAUCGUGAACAACCUGAUUCACGUAUCCGCUGAGGAUUCAAUAUCUGCAAUGAAGAAGACGCUCGCUGGGUAUGACAAUGGAGAAGAUGACGAUUUCGCAGUCACAUCCAGCUCGAUGAUCAUCAAAGUCUUUGACCCAUACUCCAGCUCGAAACUGGUCGACACACCUGUUCGUGGCCAGAAAUGCUUGCACAAAGAUGUUUUCGAUCUGGAAAUAUUCCUUAGCAUGUGCAAACGCGAGCAGCCAGGCUGGCCAAGCGUGGUGGACUGCUGGCGAUGUCCACUGUGUCGAGGCGAUGUGCGUCCGCAAACACUCAUCCUUGACGAAUUCUUGGCAAAGGUCGUCGCCGAUCUCAAGAGUCGCAACCUCACCGACACGAGAGCAAUCGUGCUAGAAGCGGAUGGGAGCUGGAAACCCAGGGCAGAAGAGAGAACUGGUGUACGAUCUCCUAGUCUGGAGCGAGAGAUGCGUGGAAGUGCGAGUCGCAGCGUGCCACCUGCUACGGCUGGCAUGGCGCCUCCGCCGAGACCGAUGGAAAUCAUUGAGCUGGAUUAGAGACCUGCUCGACGACAUCAUCGUGUGUAUGUGAAUGGAACGAAACGGAGGAAAGUCGACACGAAUCUAUGGAAGCGUGCUUAUCGGUCUUCCGGAUUCUUUUGGGAGGCGAGGCGUUUUUGAGAUUCCCUUGAGUUGCUUUGAUCAUAGAGAUACCCUUUUUGCGAUGUGCGAAGCGAAGCGCGAGAGACAGUAGCGCUUGCUUUGCUUUGCUUGCUUACUCAUGAGAUAGCAACAGCCCGAAAUCAUUUCCGAUAGAAUGAAAUGGUGCGGAAGGGUAGUAAAUUUUAUAUGUAAUGUUUGCUUGUUUGC
Molecule: messenger RNA, 897 nt
Organism: Pseudocercospora fijiensis CIRAD86
Lineage: Eukaryota; Fungi; Ascomycota; Dothideomycetes; Mycosphaerellales; Mycosphaerellaceae
Exons: 1
Coding region: 79-585 (168 amino acids)
Biological process (GO): protein sumoylation
Molecular function (GO): SUMO ligase activity; zinc ion binding
Source: RefSeq, a predicted model, not a curated record